This is a messenger RNA of Mycotypha africana, 2026 nucleotides long. RefSeq names its product Smg-4/UPF3 family-domain-containing protein. Gene Ontology annotation, biological process: positive regulation of translation; nuclear-transcribed mRNA catabolic process, nonsense-mediated decay. The record is from RefSeq and is a predicted model, not a curated record. The coding region runs from base 157 to 1602 and encodes 481 amino acids. Gene Ontology annotation, molecular function: mRNA binding. NCBI's taxonomy places the organism in Eukaryota, Fungi, Mucoromycota, Mucoromycetes, Mucorales, Mycotyphaceae. Gene Ontology annotation, cellular component: cytoplasm; nucleolus. The transcript has 2 exons.
CUUUGUAGAAAUUGCGUUGAAGAAGAAUUCUGAGGAGCAAAGAGAACAUUUGAAUUUUUGACAGCAGGCUAAAAUUCGCUGGCAGGGAAAAGGGCAGUCUAAUUUUCUCAUUUGCUUGCCUUAUUUUCCUCGUUUGUUAUUUCUUCUUACUACGUAAUGCCCUCAACAUCUACAACAAAAUCCGACGGCAAGAAUACCACAUCUGCCAAUGCAAAGAAGCAGCGUCAGAAAAGUGCAACGUCUACUACCACGGAAGAGACGAAAAAGCCAAAUAAAAAACGAGUUACCAAAAAGAAAGUAAAAAGACACAGUCGUAGCAAGAAGCCAGUUUUGAAAACGAAGGUAGUAGUUCGACGUUUGCCACCUAAUUUACCGGAAGAGAUUUUUAUGAAUUCCGUCAAACCGUGGAUCAGUGAUGAGAAAGUGGAUUACUCCAUUUAUAUUCCUGGAAAAUUAAGCAAAAGCAAAGCGAAGGAAAAUGUAUUUUCCCGUGCUUAUUUUCAUUUCAAAUCCAUGGAAGAUGUCGUUACUUUUCAUCAAGGUUUUGAUGGCCACUUAUUUAUUGAUUCGCGUGGUAACGAGUACCGAGCAGUUGUUGAAUUUGCACCAUAUCAGAAAAUACCUAAAGAGCUCAAAUCAGUUGAUGCCCGUCAGGGAACGAUUGAGGAAGAUCCCGAUUAUUUGGAGUUCUUAAAAUCUUUAGAGGUUGGAAAAGUCGAAAAUGAUGAAAAGGAAGGAGGAGUAGAUGGAGAAACCAGAACUACAACUGAUGAUUCAGGUCAGCAGCAACGACAAGUAGAAGGAAGCAACGAACUGGAAAAGCUGGAAAAUAGAAUAGCUAUGGUAACUGCUCAGAUGUUGGCAGAACAGCAAGCAAAAAAACCAAAGACGACGCCUCUUCUGGAACAUAUUCGCGCACAAAAGGCUGCUCAAGCAGCUGCAAAAGCAAAAGCUCAACAGAAGAAGCUAGCAAAAAAGGAAGCAGAUAAGAUGAAGAAAGAAGCAGAGAAGGCAAAGAAAGAGGCAGAAUUAGCCCGAAAGCGAUACCAGUUGGCUGUUGUAGCAGCGGAAGAACAGCAAAAGACUCAAAAUCAACAACAACUACAACAAUCUCAACCUACUGUUAAUUUACCAGCCUCCAAGAAGAAGGCGGCAAAUACUAACAGUACUGAUAAUAGCAGUAAUGAUGGAAGAAAGCAACAGCAACAAAAGAAAAAAGAGAAGAGUAGUAGUAGCGCAGGCAGUAAUCGAAGAAAGAAAAAGGAAUCAAAGGAUAAAGCAAAGAAAGACGAUACAGGUGCAACCACUGGAAGCUCUGGUAAGCCCAGUACAACUGCAACUUCCGCUAAUGCAAACAAGGCAGCCAAAAAAGCAUCCGUAUCAGGUGAAAGAGCUCAACAAGAGCGAAAGCCCUCAUCUGCACCGCGCGACUCAAAAUCAUCACCUAAUAAUGGCACUGGCAAAACUACGCGAAGAUCUAACAACAGUGGUAAUCCAAAAAAAUCAACCAGUCAACAACAGCAGCAGCAACAACAACAACAAGAAGCACAAUCAGCUCCCACCAUUAAGAUACUUAACCGCCAGCAGCAAGGCCAGCUUUAAACAAUGAAUGACUGUAAAUAAGCGACUAUUCCGCGUUGAGAAAUUGGCCCAAAUGAACAACCUGAACGGUUUUAUUUUCAAGGCAAAACCGUGACUAUUUUGUAGGCAAUUUACCUUUGAAGCUGGGUAUUGGAAAGAUUGCAAACGACGAUGGUUUAACGAAACAAUCGUUUAUUAGUUACGGACGUAUUUUUUGUCCUUUCGCUUAUAUACAGUCUUGCUUGUCUUUCUGUUCAUCAAUCAGCUUCCCUUUGUUCAAUUUUACAGUUAGGAAAGUUCAGACGCCGAUAAAUAAAAGUGAACUGCAGGCUCCUUCAAUGCAUGGUUGGGGAGUUUCGUGCAUAAAGCUAUAAAUCACACUAGAAAUGUAUUCUUUUGGACUUGCAUGAACUGUUUCUUGUCUUUUUUAUCAGCACAUUCUUUU